This is a messenger RNA of Ctenocephalides felis (cat flea), 1287 nucleotides long. RefSeq names its product tiggy-winkle hedgehog protein-like. The record is from RefSeq and is a predicted model, not a curated record. The coding region runs from base 1 to 1287 and encodes 428 amino acids. The transcript has 5 exons. Gene Ontology annotation, biological process: protein autoprocessing; intein-mediated protein splicing; regulation of gene expression. NCBI's taxonomy places the organism in Eukaryota, Metazoa, Arthropoda, Insecta, Siphonaptera, Pulicidae. Gene Ontology annotation, molecular function: patched binding; calcium ion binding.
AUGAGUUACAACUGUGGGUGUUGUGGUGUUUAUGUGUCGAGUACAGUGUUGUGCAGUGUGUGCGUGCAAGUGACGCUCAGUUGCGGUCCAGGGCGGUUGGCGAAUUGGCGGCGGUACCCGUCGUCGCCGCAUUCCUCUAGAAAACUUGUCCCGCUUGUGUUUCGCCAACAUUCGCCGAAUUCCGGUGAGCGGGCAACAUGUGCCAGCGGUCCCGCCGAGCGGCCUGUGACGCGGAAGGACCCGGAACGCAUGCGGGAACUCGUGCCGAACUAUUCGAGGGACAUAGUUUUCAGAGAUGAAGAAGGCACGGGGGUCGACAGACUAAUGACACAGAGGUGUAAAGAGAAACUGAACACCCUCGCGAUCUCUGUGAUGAACCAGUGGCCAGGUGUGCGGGUGCGAGUGACCCAGGCCUGGGACGAUCUGGGUCGACACCAGCCCGAUUCGCUACAUUACGAGGGACGGGCUGUCGAUAUCACGACAUCCGAUAGAGACAGAUCCAAAUAUGGUAUGUUAGCCCGUUUAGCCGUCGAAGCAGGAUUUGACUGGGUUUACUACGAAAGCAGAGGUCAUAUACACUGUUCAGUUAAAUCAGAAUCAUCUCAAGCGGCAAGAUCAGGAGGCUGUUUCCCAGGAGAUUCGACAGUUCUGGCAAUCUCUGGAGAAAAGCGCAAACUAUCAGAUCUUCAACCAGGUGAGCAAGUUCUCACCUGGGACUCCGAAAGCGGAACACUUCGCUACAGCGAAGUGCUUUUAUUCCUGGACCGAGAUCCAAUAGAUCGACGCACUUUUCUACAAUUGCAUACGAUACAAGGGCACACAUUAACACUCACAGCGUCGCAUUUGGUCCCUGUGGGGUCCAAAAAUACUAGCUCGAAUAUCACAGGGUAUAAAGAAGUAUUUGCGAGAAAAAUAAAAGAAAACGAUCUCGUGCUGGUGCGGAACGAGCGCGGCGAGUUGACGCCGGACGUCGUAAAACGCAUCAAGUACGUGCGGCGAAAAGGAGUUUUCGCGCCUCUGACUGCUACGGGCACCGUAGUCGUAGACAACGUAGUUGCAUCCUGCUACGCCGUCAUAGACAGUCAAACAACCGCCCAUUGGGCGUUUGCACCAGUCCGAUGGUACUACAAACUCAAAUCCAUGAUUGUUGGACAUAGUGACCAAAUUCUUAAAGAAGAGUUUAGGAUACGAAGUUUGAGGAAAAGUAGUACAGGAGUUCAUUGGUAUGCGAGUGCUUUGCAUUCUGUUGCCAGAUCGAUAUUGCCAAAAAGCAUGCUCUAUCAGUGA